Messenger RNA from Drosophila rhopaloa, 1934 nucleotides. RefSeq lists its product as uncharacterized. The transcript has 4 exons. Bases 230 to 1228 code for a protein of 332 amino acids. Lineage: Eukaryota; Metazoa; Arthropoda; Insecta; Diptera; Drosophilidae. The record is from RefSeq and is a predicted model, not a curated record.
UUUAUCGUGUGCGGACGUGUCUGCGGCUGACUUGCAAACUUAAAUGCAAAUCCAAAUACCGAAUUCCAAAAGCAAAACCGCUCGUUACUCACCACGCGACUUUAGAUGCAGUUUUACAACGUUUGGCGCCACAACGAAAAGACUUUAAGACUCUGAUUCGAUUGCAUUUAAUUCAAAUCACAUACAAAAAGUGCCAACGAACAAAAAAAAAAAAAACAAGUUUAUUAAUAUGAGUUCAACCUGGAUGCGAACGGCGGCCCUUGUGCUGGGGUUCUACUGCCUCCUGUGCCUCGCCACGAUGGCCCAUGGUGCCAGCAAUUCGGGAGCGGGAACAGCGCCACUUUUGGCCAAGGAUGUGGUCCACAUGCACCACAAGACCAAGAGGCUGGACAGACGAUCGGGAUCGGGAACGGGAACGGGAACGGAUCCUCUGACGGCCAUCAAACAGCCAAAACAACUGGCCAGAAGUGCCCAUGGCCUCAACAAGAAGCUGCUCAGCCAGAUGGGCUUCAUGAAGGUGAAGGCGCCCAACAGCCACAACCGGAAGCGACUGGCGGUUGAGUCACGACGCCAUUCCUCGCGCGAUGAUUCACACAUGUUCAUCAUCAAAUUGCCGCCAAAUAUGCACUACUAUGCAGGACCCGGUGCGAAGAAUGCCUUGGUGGAUCAGCAGGAGAAGUCGACUGGUGGUGGCAAGCAACAUGGUAACGCACCCAACAAGAUGACAGUGGCAGCAACAUCGACGGACACACGAGCAACAUCAAGCACGCCAGCAGCAGCAGCAGCAGCAGCAACAUCACAAGUUGCUGAGGCGUCGGCGUUGAAAGCUAACGGGAAAAAGGUCUCGUUUCCCUUCAGCUCGAAUGGCCGGCCCGGUCGCAUCUACCACUGGAACCUGCCCGUCCUGAAGGAGGCCCUCUCCAAGAAGCCCCACUUUGCCCACGUCUCGGCGGCGGAUCGCAAUAGACUGCUGGACAUCCAGAGUGUGCCCACAUGGCGCCAGCCCUGGGAGAACGAGACCGUCGAGAAGGGUUUCAGUGCGGGCGGCGGAAAGGCCAAGUACCGCAAGUCCCUCAAGCCCAAGUCGCCCACGUAUUACGCACCCUCGCAGGCGGUCAGUAAGCAGAGCUUCCACAAGUACUUUGCCGGCAAUGGGAAACCCAAGGGCUUCUACGUCAUCAAGGAGCACCAGAACAAGCCGCAAUUCUACCAGAACAUCAUCUCGUAAUGGGACAAAUUUGGAUCCUCUAAAUACCUUCGAAAGACUGCGGUGCCGGGCGUUCUAUUUUCCAUCUUUUCGGGGCUUUUCCCCUUCCGUCCAGUUUCCACUUGGAAUCUCCUUUCCGAUCAUCAUCCGACUAUAUCUGAUCUCUCCAGCAACUGUUCAACAAUUGCGGAGGGUAAAGUCUAUUUUUAUAAAACGGCAAUAAAUACAAUAACAGAUUUGGGCUGGUCCAAGCAGGAAGUGGAAUAACCAUAUCAACACUUAAAAGUUCCAUUAAAUCUUAUUUCGUAUUAAAUUGUUCUUAAUUAUUUGAGAUUUUAUGUCAUCAAAAUUAUACCUUUUAAGAUAAGAAAAAAACUCAAACUUAAUGAUCAAAGUGAUGUUGAUAUUACAAAACGGCCACGAACAAAAUUAAGAAGAUAUUUUGAUUAAACCAAAAUUGCAAAAUUAUGAGGUCCCCAAACAUGAAAACUAUGGGCUUUAAGUCCAAACAUAGAAGGUAUUCUACGUCGUCAGACUUUGGAUUAUAUCAAAAUGACCGGAAGGCAUUUUAGUUUGAUCUGUGAACCCCAAAAACCCUUUGUAAGACCAGCCCAAAGCUGCAUUUAGCUAAGCAUCUACGGCAAGCAAUAAAUUAUGGCAUAUAUCAAGCUAGGUUUAAGUGCAUGAACGAUUUUGUUUUGAUAAAUAAAUAUUGACUGAUUUUUAA